ACUCUUGAGGGCGUGCUUCAUCUUCCUAAAUCGAGAGAGUUGUUCCUGUAUAGUCUGUGUUCACGAAACGAAGGUCAUGAAGGUGGUGAUCAGAAAUUCAGGUUUAUUAUGGCAACACUCGAGCAGAGCCAGGCCGUUUAUGAAGUUUGUCCGAGGCUGGUGCCUCUCAACCGACAACAGACUUGCUGGGAUGGCUUGAUUUGUGUCAAGGGACAAGAUCUCCAUCUGAGGAUUGAGCUGCCUGACGACAGGGACCACAGAAGAGCAAAGCUGCUUGGCGAUUGGCUGCUGAACCAGCAUCUCCGUAGUUACCGUCAUCUCAUUGGACAGCGAUUGCAGAACACGCCAGACCUGGCCACUUUUCUGAGCGAACUCAAGAAUAUCCUUGAGCACACUAUGCAACACCAGAGCGAGGCCAGCAAGUCCCAGCCUAGCGUUACCAUGGCAACACAGUGUUCCCAGGUGAUUGGUGACAUUGGGCGUCUGGGCUGGGAGAAACUAUCCAGCAUCGAUCCGUCCUUCAGUAGUCUGCAGUUGAUCUCUGAAGGACCCAAUGGCAGUAAGCAUUACAUCACGGUACACCUAGACCCCCAGCAUCCAGUUGUUGCUCCAACCUGUACCACCGAUUUGCCUGGGGAGACCUUGGAAUUACAUUGGACGCAUCAGAGCACUCUUGCAGACAUCUACACCCAGUUUGAAGAGAGUUUGGGCAAGUACAGGGAAUUCUGGGAUACCGUGGCCGAGAUUGAUGAACAGACGUGGGUUCUUGAACCGGAGAGACCGAUGCCAUCAGAUAGAUCCAGGAGAAUUGCUCUGGGUAACAACUCUUCCGUUCAAGUCACAGUUGAUCCUCUCUACCCAAAGAUGCUCCCAGAAUUCAAGUUCCUCGGUGCUGACCAUGUCAUCAAUCCUAUGCGAGACAAGUUGAAUGCCAACCUCAAGGAUUGGGACACCGGAAGGAGUCUGUUGAGCAACUUGAAGACUCUUCUAGACAUCCAGUUCCCGUCUCCCCAGUCAAGUAGUAGAGAGGAUUUCAGCGAAGAAUGCGGAAUUUGCUACUCAUACAGACUUGAGGGCGCCAUACCAGACCGUGCAUGCGACAAUCCGCAGUGCAACAAGCCUUACCAUUACAGCUGUCUAUAUGAGUGGUUGAGCUCUCUACCUUCCGGUCACCAGACUAUUUCCAAAUAUGGCUUCAAUACCAUAUUUGGCAAUUGUCCCUACUGCGAUGUGCCAAUCAAGAUCAAGAGAGAGAACAACAGGUGACCACGGACCAUUGUGACAGAUGUGCAGGUGGUUUGGAACCAAUCAACUUCUAAAUCCUAUCUGUCAUUUUCUUGCCCUGCUAGUGAAUUUUGAACUGGCUUUGAUGCUGUACUGUGAAACUAUCCUGAAUUUAAAUGUAUACUUUCAACAUUUGUGAU
This is a messenger RNA of Patiria miniata (bat star), 1424 nucleotides long. Its product is annotated as E3 ubiquitin-protein ligase FANCL-like. Lineage: Eukaryota; Metazoa; Echinodermata; Asteroidea; Valvatida; Asterinidae. The record is from RefSeq and is a predicted model, not a curated record. Gene Ontology annotation, cellular component: nucleus; Fanconi anaemia nuclear complex. The coding region runs from base 109 to 1266 and encodes 385 amino acids. The transcript is spliced from 10 exons. Gene Ontology annotation, biological process: protein monoubiquitination; interstrand cross-link repair. Gene Ontology annotation, molecular function: ubiquitin protein ligase activity.